Messenger RNA from Daphnia carinata, 1359 nucleotides. RefSeq lists its product as uncharacterized. The record is from RefSeq and is a predicted model, not a curated record. The transcript is spliced from 2 exons. The coding region runs from base 1 to 1359 and encodes 452 amino acids. NCBI's taxonomy places the organism in Eukaryota, Metazoa, Arthropoda, Branchiopoda, Diplostraca, Daphniidae.
AUGAGCAAAAAGUGGUGUGAAGCAUCGGGGUGGAAUGCCCGUCAUCUUUCACUUCUUCACGGAGCUUCGCGGAUGUUUCAACGGUCUGGCGAAACAGAAGGAACAAAACCCAGAAAAGGUCUCUCGGCAAACGUCUUAAGCCAUUGCGUGGAGGGCGCUCCAAUAAGCACACUCCUUCAAGUAGUUCCAGUCACCGUCAAAUCUCAGCACAAGAGCAUCAAUACAUUUGCCCUGUUAGACCAAGGAAGCGAAGCUACGUUGAUUCUAAACAAAAUGUCAACUCAAUUACAGCUGGACGGACCAACAGAGAUGACUAGAUUGGGUACUUUCCAUGGUGAAGACCCAGCAAUCCAAGUAAAACGGGUCCAGUUUCACAUCCUACCAAGAGAUGGAUCUCGGUCUUUCAUCGUCAAGGCCGCUUAUUCUGUUCCUCAAAUGAAGAUUACGAAGCGGACGAUCAACUGGCCAAAGAUCAAAUAUAGGUGGCAACAUCUUCAAGAACCCGAUUUGCCCCACAUCGAUUCAAGCAAAGUGACAGUGCUGCUGGGCCGAGAUGUCUUGCGCGUUCACGAUGUGCUGGACACGAGAAUACCUCCGGACGGAGUGGAAGCCCCAGACGGACUGAAAACUCAUUUUGGAUGGUGCCUUACCGGACCAGUACCCAUGUCAGUGCUAUCAUCACCAGAGCACGGGAGUGAUACCAAAAUCAUGCACAUUCAACAUAGCCAAAAUGACGGAGAGCUACAAGAAGCUGUGGCGAACUUCUGGCUCACCGAAUCCUUCGGCGUAAGACCUCUCAGUCAAACGAUACUAGCUCCCGACGAGAUGAAGGCACUGCGUAUUUUAGAAAAUACCGUUCGCCACACCGGAGAAAGGUAUGAAGUGGGUCUCAGGUUACGUCAUCAGGACCUCCAACUCCCAAACAACAGAGAAGUAGCUGCUCGUCGCUUUCAGGCGUUAGAAAAAAGAUUUCAGAGGGAUCCUCAGUACGCCAGCAGUUAUUCUCGCGUCAUAGAAGAAUACAUUUCGUUGGGUCACGCAAAAUUAUCUGACACAAUGGAGACAAAUAACCCAAUUUGGUAUCUCCCUCAUCACGGAGUCACCAAACCCAACAAACCCAGAAAGGUCCGAGUUGUGUUCAACCCAUCUGCCCGCCACAAAGUGACAAACCUUAACGAGCAUGUGUUCAAAGGUCCCGAUCUGCUGACACCAAUGAUAGGAGUGCUGUUGCGUUUCCGUAGGCUGCCCGUCCCGAUACGUUUUACGGAAGAUUCUAGGAUGCUUUUUCCACUUGCCAGAACUUCUUCACCAGCUCAUUUAGGUUUUCGGGACGUUCAACGGUGGCCAGAUGAGCGAUGA